AGAGCUACAUAAGUCUAGUUAAUUAACAUGAGCACUGGUGAUGGCGCCACGGGCAGCAAACAAGCGCGCUUAAGCAAUUCCAGCAAAGAUUUAAAUGGUGACGCUGGGGAUGCUAAUAAAGUGGCGUUGAUAACCGGCAUUACGGGGCAGGACGGCUCAUAUUUGGCUGAAUUUCUGUUGAAAAAGAACUAUGAGGUGCACGGGAUUAUCAGGCGCGCCAGCACCUUUAAUACUACGCGUAUUGAGCACCUCUAUGCCGAUCCAAAGGCUCAUAAAGGUGGACGAAUGAAAUUACACUAUGGCGACAUGACUGACAGCAGUAGUCUGGUGAAGAUAAUCAACAAGGUAAAGCCCACGGAGAUCUAUAACUUGGCCGCCCAGUCACACGUCAAGGUCUCGUUCGAUUUGAGCGAGUACACGGCCGAAGUGGAUGCAGUGGGCACGUUGCGCAUACUGGACGCCAUCAGGACAUGUGGCAUGGAGCGCACAGUAAGAUUCUAUCAGGCCUCUACGUCUGAGCUGUACGGCAAGGUGGUGGAGACACCACAGAACGAGCAGACGCCGUUCUAUCCACGGUCACCAUAUGCCUGCGCCAAAAUGUACGGAUUUUGGAUUGUGGUUAAUUAUCGCGAAGCCUACGAUAUGUUCGCCUGCAACGGCAUACUAUUCAAUCAUGAGAGUCCGCGGCGAGGCGAGAAUUUCGUAACACGCAAAAUAACACGGUCAGUGGCUAAAAUUUUGCUUAAUCAGAUGGAGUAUUUUGAGCUCGGCAAUCUGGACUCGAAACGCGACUGGGGCCAUGCUAGUGACUAUGUGGAGGCCAUGUGGAUGAUGCUGCAGCAAGAAAAGCCCACGGACUUUGUGAUUGCCACUGGAGAGACGCACAGCGUGCGAGAAUUUGUGGAGGCCUCAUUCAGGCACAUUGGACGCGAAAUACAGUGGCGCGGCAGCGGCGUCAACGAGGUGGGCGUUGAGCGUGACACCGACAUUGUGCGUGUGCGCAUCAAUCCAAAGUAUUUCCGGCCCACAGAAGUGGAUUUGCUACAAGGCGACGCAUCAAAGGCCAAACGCGAGCUAAACUGGACGCCAAAAGUGAGCUUUCAGCAGCUGGUCAGCGAUAUGAUGACAGCCGAUAUAGAGCUGAUGAAGAAGAAUCCCAUUGCAUAGUGAACAGCCGCCAACAGGACGUAUAGGCACAAAGCUUAACCGAGCUCUAUUAUUUAAUCUUAAGUUGAAAGUGAUCGUUGUAUUUGUCCUUCUCAAUGUCUCUGUGUUUUUUUCCGACGGGAGUUGCAAUCAUUCCUUUUUCUACUUGCCGUGGAUGUCAGCGUAAUUAUCUCAGUGUUCUGUAUAGUUUUUAUUCAAUCUAACAAAUAUAUAUAUAUAUAUCGCAA
Molecule: messenger RNA, 1394 nt
Organism: Scaptodrosophila lebanonensis
Lineage: Eukaryota; Metazoa; Arthropoda; Insecta; Diptera; Drosophilidae
Gene: Gmd
Product: GDP-mannose 4,6 dehydratase
Exons: 3
Coding region: 28-1167 (379 amino acids)
Biological process (GO): GDP-mannose metabolic process
Molecular function (GO): GDP-mannose 4,6-dehydratase activity
Source: RefSeq, a predicted model, not a curated record